Molecule: messenger RNA, 1278 nt
Organism: Arachis duranensis
Lineage: Eukaryota; Viridiplantae; Streptophyta; Magnoliopsida; Fabales; Fabaceae
Exons: 1
Coding region: 1-1278 (425 amino acids)
Biological process (GO): proteolysis
Molecular function (GO): aspartic-type endopeptidase activity
Source: RefSeq, a predicted model, not a curated record
AUGGGAGCUACACCUUUCCCAGAAAGGAUCUUAAGGGCAAGACUCCCUAAAGGUUUCGAUAAACCCACUGACAUGAAGUACGACGGAACCAAGGAUCCCCAAGAACAUCUAACGGCCUUCGAGGCCAGGAUGAACCUAGAAGGAGCGGCCAACGCAGUCCAAUGCUGGGCCUUCCCGGUAACCCUAGCCGGACCGGCUAUCAAAUGGUUCAACGCCCUCCCAAACGGAUCCAUAGCCGGUUUCCACGACAUAACACAAAAAUUCAUGGCCCAGUUCACGACUAGAAUCACUAAAGCUAAACACCCCAUCAGCCUAUUAGGGGUCACGCAAAAACAAGAAGAAUCCACAAGGAAGUACCUCGACCGCUUCAACGAUGAAUGCCUAACAGUCGACGGACUCACGGAUUCCGUCGCAAGCCUCUGCCUAACCAACGGGCUCAUGAACGAAGAUUUUCGCAAACACCUUACCACCAAACCAGUAUGGACCAUGCACGAGAUCCAAAACGUCGCCAAAGAUUACAUCAAUGACGAGGAAUUCAGCCAGGUCAUCGCCACCAACAAACGACAACACAGCAACACACAACAGGGCAACUCGGCGCCCCGACAUAACCCACCACCCAGGGAAAAUCAAAGGGACCACCCCAAAUUGACAAAUACAAGCCGACCGCCAAGAAUCUGCAAAUUCUCUAAUUACACGCCCCUAACAGCUCCAAUUACCGAGAUAUACCACCAAAUAACGGACAGAGGUAUCAUCCCAAAAGCCCGACAACUAAAAGAAAGAACGGGCGGCAACAAAACCUUUUUUUGCGACUACUACCGAGGAUACGGGCACAGAACACAAGACUGUUUUGACCUUAAGGACGCCCUCGAACAAGCCAUAAGGGACGGCAAACUCCCAGAGUUCGCCAAAAUCAUCAGAGAACCAAAGCGCGUGGAAAGAGAUAGGUCACCAGAAAAAGAAGGGCGCAACCCGAGGACGCAAAAACAAACCCUCAGAGAAAGCCCAGAAGAUGACCCAACCAUAAUAGUAAACGUUAUCACGGGCAAGGACGUAUCAGGUAAAUCGAAAACAACACUUAAAAAGGACCUCAAAAUCCUGGCCGUCAAGGAUAAAGCCCCAACCACCACCAUCGGUAAAACGAUAACUUUCCUACCCGAGGACUGCCAGCACGGCACCUCGGCUGAAGAUGCCCCCUUCGUCAUCUCGGCAAGAAUCGGAAGGGGACUCGUCCGGAGAAUACUGAUGGACACCGGCGCAGACUCCAACAUCCUUUUCUGA